GCCUGAAGUGUUUAUGUCCGACAUCAACUCUUUUUAGCGAACGAACUGCAUGGAAAAAUCGUUCUAUUUGCCGUAAUGUCAGCUAUCGAAUAUAGAGGCUUGCUCUUUGAGGUAAGCCAGAGAUUCGACGAACUGAAUAUGCUGAAAAAGUUGCUAUUCCUGUGCAAGAAAAAGCUAACUCCUGGGGGCAACAUCGAGAAUGCCUUGGCGCUGUUUGAGAGAUUGGAGGAACAGAAAUAUCUGGGAACUGAUCGCUUGAAGUUACUGAAAGAGCUUUUGGAAGAAUUUGGAGAGUGGUCCCUUUUAGAAAAAGUGAAAACGUUUGAGAACAAAAGGAAGGAGUAUAAAGCUUUGCUUAAAAAGGCUAGGUGUGCACUCGACGAACACAAUGAUCUGGAACGGCUGAUCAAGGUUUGUGAAGGCAAAAUAUCAGAAGAAAGAGAAGGAAACAUCAAAGAUGUUCAGUCGUUGUUACAAGGACUAGAAGAUGAAGAGAUUCUGGGAAUAAGCUGCCUUGAUAUUUUGAAAGAUCUUCUGACAGCAGCAGAGAGAGGCGAUUUGCUUCAGGAAGUGAAAAAGUUCGAAGAACGAAGAAAUCGGGAAGCUAAGUUUAAAAGACAGAAAGGUGAGCUAGAGGCUGCUUUCUUAGGUUCUGUCAGAAGCUCUAUAACUUUAGUGUGUAAUUUUCGUACCGUUGCUGGUGGUCUUCUAACGGUUAACAGUGGCAUGGCUCUGCAAAAGUGCUCUACUCGCCAGGACUACCAGGAGACCUUUGAAAAAGUUGUAUUACCUUCAUCCAACAAGCUGAUUGAGAUCAGUAAUGGUUCUGUACGCUUCACGGUAGAAUCUGAGAAUUUGAUUGCUUUGAAGGAGUUAUGGGAUAUCUACAAAGAUGGAACAUUGCAGAGUCGUCUUCAAGAAUUCCUAGUCACUGAUGAAAUUAAGCAACUUGCGAAUGGAGAAGACAUUGAAGUGACAGUGUUCAUUGAUGAACACGAGUAUAACGAAGCCUAUUUCAAUUUGUUUUUACUUCAUCAAGGAGGUGUAACGAUUAACAGUGUUGAAAGAAGACGGCGAAAUUCUGAUUCAGCUGUGUAUUUCAACGCAAAGAAAUUACCAUUGUCAAGGCUUGAAUGUCUAGAAACUGAAUUAAAAUAUCUCCACAACAGAAUUACACUGCUGGAGGAAAAAGACCAGAAUUUGGGAUUGCACUCUUUGGGGAAAGUGGAAAUCGCAUCUUCAGGAUCACACGAUGAAAAUUUUGAUAACAAACUAUGGGACCCCACGACAAUGGGGAAAGACACUAUAAAGAUGGAAAGAUCAGAAGGACGCGAAAGUAAACUAACAAUGAAAUUAAUGGGCGCAGAAAAAAUGGAUUUUGUACAGAGGUAUAUAGCGAAUGUGCAAGAGACAUAUAGCUUGACGACUGAGGCAAGUGACAGUGGUUUGGGAGCACGAACUGCUGUGUCCGAAGAGGAAGCAGGAGACGUGAGAGAUUCCAGUACACUUUGCGUUAAAGAUCUGGGGGAAGAGUCAAUAAAUAAAGUGGAUCGGAAACUUUCUGUUGAUAAAGUUGGGUUGGAAAGGGUUUUUCGAUUUUUUGGUCUUAAAGUGGACUUUAAAUCUUCCAGUCAUGUUUCUUUUAUGAAGAGGAUUACACAUAGCUUUCCAAACACUCCUGUUGACCUAAUGAGGCAAUGUUUCGAGGCACUUCAAAUGUAUGAUCUUGUUGACCUUCUGGAGAAGGCGGUGAAAACAAGUUCACUUCGUCCUGUCCUUUCCUCGGGAGAAGUCGAGACGUUACGCACUGGUAAUCUUCCCACAAAGUCUCACAAUAAUGUGGUAGUACUGGUAGUAAAUGACAGUGCGGACAAAGACCUCAAUCAAAAGAUUGAGGGAUUUUUUAAAGAAUUAAAUUCACAGAACGAUGUCACUGUAAUUGGAUCUUCCAGGUCGGAAGAAAAGCUCAAGGAACUGAGGGAUUUGAAACGGAACCAAAUGGAUUUGAAACGGAACCAAAUGCGUUUGAAACGACUAAGCGAGGUGGCAAAAAUAGGGAAAAGUUUUCGGCCUAAAAGCAGAAAACUUACAUGGGAUGAUGACCUCUCUGAGAUAAAGUUUGAAAUCGCAAAGCUUGAAAAAGAAAUAGAAAUGAACAAACCGCUUGUGGAGGAGCAACUGAAAGAGAACGAGGAGACUAAGACGAUCAUAACGUCUACAAUGGACAACUGGAUUCAGAAUCAAGAGAAAUUCACCGCGAUUUUUCUAGCUUUCAUCAUCGAUGAAAGGAAAUCAAUUUACGAUUAUGAUGUUUUAUCAGAAUGUGUGGCGUCCAAGUUGUCAUCGCUUCCAUAUCACACGAAAAUCGUGGUUGGUGCUCCGAGGGGGAUAAUCAUUGAUAAGGUUCCUGAGAUGCUAUCUAUUGGUUCUCCAGGCAGGCCAAUUACCUCCUCGAUCUUCAAUUCGAUGAUUGAGAUUUUCAUCAAGCGAUACCACAAAGUGGAUCUCGUCUCAAUGAUGAGAGAAUUAUUAAGAACAUCUAAACGAGGUAUGAAUGACAUCCGAAGCAAUCUUUCUACUCUUCCAAGUUUUGAGAAAAGGAAAGAACAGGAGCUCGAACGACGCUAAUCAUAUGUGAAUUAAACGAGACACUAUUUGAAAUAAGAAACAUUAUCAACAACUAAUAAGGGACCAGUCAUCCGAUCAUUAUCUAUC
This is a messenger RNA of Pocillopora verrucosa, 2715 nucleotides long. Lineage: Eukaryota; Metazoa; Cnidaria; Anthozoa; Scleractinia; Pocilloporidae. The record is from RefSeq and is a predicted model, not a curated record.